AUGCCUUCUGUAAGCGUUAAAGUUGUAUUAAGUGAUAGAAAAGAAAUACUUAACUGGCAAAUACAUCCUGUUAUUGGUAACCCCUCAUUAUGCAAAUUUUUUCAUUUAUUAGCUACUGGAGAAAUUUCUCCUGAAGUUUUUAUUAAUAAUAAUUAUCAUGAUUUUGUAUUGAGAGUGAAAGUGGGAAAUUUAUUAAAGGAUGAAUUUAUUAAUGUUAAUAUUCAAUAUAAUUUGAAUGAAAUUUUACAAACAAUUGGAAAUUUUGUUUUAUUUGAAUUACUAAUUCCAGAAGAUUAUCAACCACCUAUACAAAAAGAAAAGAUGCAUUUAGAGAACUUAUAUAUAAUAGAAUGGAUAAGAAAUAAUGGUAGAGCAAGGGCAAUAUAUCCUCCUAAAGAAUUUGAAGAAUUUUUUAAUAGAUUAGAUUUAUCAAGUUAUAAGAAUGCUAGGCCGCAAUUUGAUUAUGAUUGUGUGAAUAGAUAUGCAAAUUUGCUUUUUGGACAUUUGAAUAUGCCAUGGAUAGAAAAAUCUCAAUUUAAUUGGUUAUUCCCUUUAUUAGAAAAAUUUUCUAACUGUUUAAUUGAAUAUUCUACAUAUUUGAAUGAACAGAAUAUUGAAAUAAGCAAAAAUCAUCAAUUAGAAUUUCCAGUUAGAUCAUUAGAUGAUUCUAUUAGUAUUAAAAUUUAUGAUGGCACUAGUUUUUUUUCAAGCCCCCAAACUAAAUCCAAUUAUGAAAGUUUAAAUAAUAAACUAUCUACUUUAUCUUAUUGGAAGGUAUUAGAUAUUGAACCAUUUGUACCGUCAAAACCAAG
Messenger RNA from Dentiscutata erythropus, 812 nucleotides. The record is from the annotation of a GenBank genome assembly. NCBI's taxonomy places the organism in Eukaryota, Fungi, Glomeromycota, Glomeromycetes, Diversisporales, Gigasporaceae.